Biomphalaria glabrata is the source of this 1086-nucleotide messenger RNA. Its product is annotated as acyl-CoA-binding protein-like. The record is from RefSeq and is a predicted model, not a curated record. The transcript has 5 exons. Gene Ontology annotation, molecular function: fatty-acyl-CoA binding. Gene Ontology annotation, biological process: fatty acid metabolic process. Bases 233 to 499 code for a protein of 88 amino acids. NCBI's taxonomy places the organism in Eukaryota, Metazoa, Mollusca, Gastropoda, Planorbidae.
GUGUACUUUAACCUCUGUUACUGUUAGCCAAUGUAGACAAGAUCUAGCUAGGUCUAUAAAGUAUAAAGUUGCCGGCUUUUAAGCAAUUUGGUUCACUGGUGUAGCUAGAUCUAGAUUAUUCUAGAUAUAAAUCUAUCAUCUAAUUUCUCAAUUGUUAAACUGUUAAAGUACUAGAUCUAGUUACCAAAUCUAUAUAACUAGUAGAGUCAGAGUCUACAUUAUACAUUCUACAAUGUCUGAACUGGAAAAGACAUUUAAACAAGCAGCUGAAGAAGUGACCAAAUUAACCAGAGAACCCUCAAAUGAUGAAAAAUUAGCUAUAUAUGGCUUAUUUAAACAAGGCACAGUUGGUGAUUGCAAUAUAGAUAGACCAGGAUUAUUUGACCUAAAAGGUAAAGCAAAGUGGGAUGCUUGGAAUGCAUUAAAAGGAAAAUCCAAAGAAGAUGCCAUGAAAGAUUACAUAGCAAAGGUGGAAGAGUUGAAGAAGACUUAUUCAUAAAUGAAAUGUCCAUGACAUGCACACAUUGCUGUUAGAUUUGGACAAACAAUCUGUUUGUUUUUUUAAUUUUUUAAGAAUCGACAUUUUAACUAUACCGAUGCUUUUUAAUUUGCUUCUUUAGAAAAAUAAAUGAUAUGUUUUAGUUUUGUUUUCAAAUUCAUUAACACACUGAUAGAUUUUUAAAAAAUGCACCAUAACUCUUAUUUAGUUCUAAGUAAAAAAGACAAAAAUACCAAAACGAAAUUACCAAAACUUGCUUUUGCCACAAGCAACUAUUAAAAAGGUGACAGCAAUAGCUAAUUGCUUCAACAUGUUCAAGUCAAAACCGGAAUGUGUACUGACCUGCUUUUGUAGGCCAAACAAUUUGAAAACCCUGGUAUGGUGUAAGAUUGAAUGGGUUUAUUGAAUUCUUUGGACGUAUGUUAUACACGUGUUGCAGGUCGUAUUAAGACUGAAUGCCAUGUUGAAGUAAUGUUUUAUUCUUUUUGUUGUUGUUAUCAAAUUUGAAAUAUUUGUCAAAUGUUUUGUGCAGCGCCCAAAUAUAUAUAUAUCAAUAAUUUUUAAUUAAAAUUUUUAUUUUUCUGAAA